AUGGCCAGCCCCAAGAGAAACCAAACUACUACCAGUGUUCUCUCCGCUUUAUGCUACAAGGACAAGCUUUUGCUAAGCUACCCUGAAGCUUUGGCCUUACACUCUCUAAGAGAGCUCGAUUUGCCUUUAUUAUCAACCCUUAACUCUCCAUCCCCAUAUAUUUCCCUUGAGCAGGGCACUAAGAAAGACAUAAUUAUUGCAACUUCCAUAGAUUCAGUUGUCGUUUAUAAAAUAGACGAAGUAAAGUAACCACUAAUUAGCAAUAUCAACGAAAUUUGUAGAUGGAGGCCUGGCAUAUCACUUACAACCUCAGCUAUUUCUUACACAAAUGAAAUUGUGGCAACUGGGAGAGCUGACGGAAUUAUCCAGUUUUGGGGUUUCAAUGAAGGGUCUAUUAGUAAAUUAUGGGAAUGUGCAGCCCAUGAAGCCUCUGUGAAUUGUAUUGACUUCUCGUCAGAAAAUAAUUUGUUGGCGUCUUCAUCAAGAGAUUGCUCUUGUAAAAUCUAUAAUUUCCAAAACCAGCAGCUUGUGAAAACUCUUUACUUUGCAGAACAUGAUGAUACUAAGAACUUAUACUGUUGUAUAAAUAAUUUAAGCUUAUUUUCUAUAUUUAUAGCCUAAUUCAUCAUUAAAACAGCUUUUGCUAUUAAAUUAGAUUAAAAUUAUAUUAAUUAAUAGGAAAUACCCAUUUUAAGCGUAAAAUUUUCAAGAAGUGGUGACUUUUUAUAUACUGUGGCUGCUGACCAAAAUUCCUACAUAACCCUUUGGGAUGUCCUUGAAAACUAUAAACCUAUCGUUACGCACAGGCUACACGCCUCACCAAUAACCGCAUUUACUCUUUCCCUCGACGGCUUCUAUUUAGGAAUCGGGACAGAAGAUGGCUUUGUUAAAAUAAUGAAUACAAGAACAAUGGAAUUCGAGCAAGAUAAAGAAGAUAUGAGCGCCAAAGUAACCGCAUUAAAUUUCACAUGGGGAAGCAGAAAUUUAAUUGCUGCAGGAAGUGAUGGAACCUUACAUAGUAUAGCAAAUGCCAGAGGCGAAGGAUUUUUCUCAAAAAUGUCAAAGGUUUGGGUGCUAACAGUAUUCCUUCUCUGGAUUUACUUAUAUUUAACAAAUUCAUCUUAA
This is a messenger RNA of Blepharisma stoltei, 1125 nucleotides long. NCBI's taxonomy places the organism in Eukaryota, Ciliophora, Heterotrichea, Heterotrichida, Blepharismidae. The record is from the annotation of a GenBank genome assembly.